UCAGACUGAGCCCGUAAGCCCCGCCCGCUGUUGGAUCAACAGACACACGCUCGUUUGUCGCUCCUGCUGGAACGUUAAAGGCUCGCGGCUGUUGUUGUUUUUUUUAUCGUUGUUUAUAUUAGUUUGCCGGAGCGUCGCGUGCAGGGCGGAGUGACGGUCGCAGGAUCCCCGCGCAAGAGUUGAGCACGGAUCGUGAAGCGGUUUCGUUCAGUGGAGGGUUCGAGUGAAUUCAGCCGAGCGAGUGCAGCGGAGGACGCAGUGGAGCCGUCACCAUGUGCAUUUGACAAGUAACCGGUGACUAACGUGGGGCCAUACAGGCGAGCUGAUGAGGAUGACGAUGGUGAGUGAGCUCUUACCAUAGUGUCUGAUGGUUUGGUAAUAAUGGACGUCCUCAAUGGCCAGCUCGGCAUCUCCACCUUCACGACCCCGGCCUCAGAGAGGAGCAGCAGCUCAGAGUCCCUCAGUGAGAAGGGUCCCUCGGAGCUCAAGAGUUUCGACGCUGUGGUGUUCGACGUGCUGAAGGUCACGCCAGAGGAAUAUGCAGGUCAGAUCACUCUCAUGGAUGCUCCGGUCUUCAAAGCCAUCCAACCUGAGGAACUCUCUAGUUGUGGCUGGAACAAGAAGGAGAAACACAGUUCAGCUCCCAACGCUGUGGCCUUCACACGACGCUUUAACCAGGUGAGUUUCUGGGUGGUGAGGGAGAUUCUUCAUGCUCAGACUCUGAAGAUCAGAGCAGAAGUGUUGAGCCUCUAUAUCAGAACAGCAAAGAAACUGUGUGACAUGAACAGUCUCCAUGCAGUGAUGGCAGUAAUAUCUGCUUUACAGAGCGCCCCCAUCUUCAGGCUCACCAAGACCUGGGCUCUUUUGAGUCGAAAGGACAAGGCCACGUUUGAGAGGCUGGAGUACUUGAUGUCUAAAGAAGACAACUAUAAACGCUUGAGAGAUUACAUCAGCAGCCAGAGCAUGACAUCCUGCAUCCCGUAUCUGGGUAUAUAUCUGUCUGAUCUGACCUACAUCGAUUCUGCGUAUCCAUCCACCGGCAGCAUUCUGGAAAACGAACAGCGUUCCAACCUCAUGAACAACAUUCUGAGAAUAAUCUCAGACCUGCAGAGAUCCGUUGAAUAUGAUAUCCCAGUAUUGCCGCACGUCCAGAAGUAUCUUAACUCUGUGCGCUACAUUGAGGAGUUACAGAAGUUUGUGGAGGACGACAAUUAUAAGUUAUCCCUAAAGAUUGAGCCACCAGCUACCAGCACACCUCGCACCACUGCCUCCAGAGAAGACCUCACAGGUCCAGAUAAAUCUGCAUCACCUUUAUGUGGUCGUCGAGGUAAUGUUGCUGAAGGUGCCCUGUCUAAAGUCCCGCCGACGCCACCCUCACCCCGGAACCUCAUCACCUAUGGACACAGGAAGAGCCACAGCCUCGGCUACAAUUUUAUCCACAAAACGAACACGGUGGAGUUUAAAAGCGCUACUUUCCCCAACGCCGGAUCCAGACACCUGUUGGACGACAGCGUGCUGGAAAGUCACACGCCCACACGAGGACAGGCAGAGAGCUCAACACUGUCUAGCGGCAUUUCACUGGGAAGCAGUGAAGGGUCGGAGCUCAGUGAGGAGAUGUCAUGGCCUGCCUUUGAGAGGACUCGGUUCUACCACUCUCUGGGCCCCGUCAGCAGGGUGGGCCGCAUUACCUGCAGAGGAGCGCUCAGGUCCAGCAGCUCUGCAGAUUCGGAGGAGCUGGCAGUGCAUCUGUACCCAGGAGCCAUCACAGUUCAGGGGGUUUUACGCAGGAAAACAGUCCUCAAGGAGGGCAAGAAACCCACGGUGGCAGCGUGGACUAAGUAUUGGGUGGCUCUUUGUGGUACUCAGCUUUACUACUAUACUGCCAAGUCCCUCAAGGCCACAGAGAGGAAGCAUUUCAAGUCUACCGCCAGCAAAAGUGUUUCUGUUUUGGGCUUAAUGGCCAUGAUGGCAGAUGACCCGGAGCAUCCAGACGUCUUCCUGCUGACUGACUCUGAGCACGGAAACUCCUAUAAGUUCCAAGCAGGGAACAGAAUGAACGCUCUGCUGUGGUUCAAACACUUGAGUGCAGCUUGUCAGAGCAACAGGCAACAGGUCCCAGCGAAUCUAAUGUCCUUUGAAUGAGUGAAACCAGGGCGAAUCCAACACGGCUGGAUGACAGAGGAAUAUGAAGAUCACUGGGGAAGGAGCAGAGGCCUGGGACGAAUGAAAGAGCAAAUGACUCGUGUUUUGUGUGCGUUGGAGCUUUUCCACUGCCAUCACCCAGCCUGAACCCCACGGCAAACUCCUUGAGCACCACUGCCUUAACAAGCAGAAUGUGUGUGUGUGUGUGUGUGUGUGUGUGUGUGUGUGUGUGUGUGUGUGUGUGUGUGAGAAAGAGAGAGAUGCGAUGCCCCCGGCAGCAAUGGUGUCCCCUCCGCUGGAAGGACCCGAUUCCUCCUUCCUUUUAAAUUUUAUUUACACUUCCUGCAUUUCAAUCCGAUUCCCAGCAAGCGAGGAACGUGGAAUCUUCUUGGGAUCUUCUUGAAGGACUCUUCAUGGACCUGUGGAGUUUGUUUACACCUUCUUUACUUGUUUGUUGCUUGAGUUUUAUGUAGUAAAUCUAAUCAGCGCUCCUCCUUCUUUGACAAAACACACGUAGGAAGCUCUCCGGCUCUGUAGAUCGAUCCUCAAACACUCACACAAGAUGCUAAUUGCGUCUUCAGACACUUGAGUAAGGCUAGCGCAAGCACAACAAAAGAUUUUCCACAAACAGGUUUCAACUGCAGAAAAUGGAAGUCCCUCAUUUAUUAAAAAUGAGGGACUUCCGAAAGGGCUCCGAUAAUCCAUGAAUUCCAGAUGAAGAGAAACUCUUUUUAGCUCAUAUCAACACAAACACACACACACAAACCUGUCUGUUUUGCUCGAAGGCACCUAAGAUGUUCGAAAGAAGGGCGUGUAGGAAGACAAGAUUGAGGACGGAAGAGCUCAUCAAGCAGGAAAAACAAGAUGUUUGAAGCCACUCCUUUAUGUUAAGACUCGUACAGCUUCAAAACAUCUGCAAUAAAGCACACCGGUUUACACAAGUUCAGUCAAACGGUAAAAGAAGCGUUUGUUCGCUUUUGGAUUCGCAGUACGAGUCGUCUUCGAGGACACUCCUACAUAAACACACAUUUCAAGCUGUGAAUGUUAGUGGGAACAGACGUCAGUUGGUUUACAUCUUACAUGUAUUUAGCCCCAUUCAAUCUUUUUUUGUUGUUGUUUGUUUUGAUUUAGUUUUUCCAGCCUUACCAAUUGUUUUCCAAUGGAACGGUGGGAAUCGGAGCAGGAGAUAAGUCACAUGUGCACUUGUGUUUUCUGCAGAAUCAGUGGCCCACCACUAUUAUUGUUUUGCUUAUAUGUGGUUUUUAUUUUAUUAUUUUAUUUCAGUAUUACUGGGAUAGUUGCACAUGUCUAGACAGUUUUAAUUUUGUUACAUAAUCAAUGUUUUUCAUUCUGAUUUUGAAAGUAACGCCUCAUUGACUUGGUUUUUGUGAGAUGUUUACUUCUCGUUGAGCCAUUAAGGUUAGAGAACCGCUUUAUCAGUUUCUAUUGGGAACAAGAGAUUUCUGUAAAGCUUUGAACAAAUGAUUAGCGUUCAUGCAGCGUCAUGAAGCAGGAGGCCUUAUCCGCCGGACCAGGAUGUCUCAGGACGUUCAGUUAGAUGGGUCCAUCUUUAUCUUUCCACUGCACUUGAUCCUGUGCUUCUGUGUUUCAUGGACCAGACUCUGCUCUACUGUUUCCAGUCGGCUUGGACGUCAUAGUCUUGUUUCAAACACUCUGAGAAGAGGAGGGAGGAUCUUGGGUAAUAAAAGACAUGAAUCCAACGUUGCUUGGAUGAUGAUUGCAAGAGACUUCUUCCAGAGUUUCGAAGUACUGCGGCUUCAUUGUUUGGCCAACAAUGAUAAACCAAAUUGACAUAAAUAAAUGGUAACUGAGGAACUGGUUUAUACUCGGCCUGAGUUAAAUAACGAGCUCUCGUCGCUUGUUUGAGGUGCUUUUGUGUGGGAUUUGAGUGGAGAUGAUUGGAUGCUGAGGUCGAGGGUUGGGGAACUCCCCACCUUGCUUUACUUGUCUUCUUAAAACAAUAUUUUUGUAAGCUGUCUUUAACCCAAAAGAGAGGAUUUUCUAGGAAAUGGGGCGUUCAGCACCGGCAAUACUGGGACAUUUGAGAAAUGCUGGUUGUGCCCGGUUUCGCUGAUCUGGGGUGGGUUUUGUUUACAUGCGUUUGUAUCGUUCUGAGCCUUUAAUGUCAGGUAUUAGCACUUUGGGUUGUGAAAAGCUCUGAGAUAUCUGAAGCUCUGCCACAUAAAUGAUGAGGGGAAGAAGGUAUGGAAGUCAAUCAGCGAAAUGAGACGCUCGAAAAGCUGUCGACAAAGUGUUUACAUGAUAAAUGAACGUGAAUGUCGGUUUGAUUCAAGCUGUGAAAGUCUCGUGAGGCUGGAUUGUCAGUGUUGAGCCGUCGUGAAAGCAGAGCGGUUUCGGGCGAUCUUGACCAAUUAAAGGAGAAAGGUGUUGAAAUGGGGAUAUAUAUAUUUUUUUUUUUAUAAACGUAGUGGAACAUCACACCAGACAUUUUACUGAUAUGAUUUGCGCAUCUUGACAGGUCUCCAGGCUUUUCCAGCAGGGACUUGAAGUAAAGUAAAUGAUGAUUCUGUUGUUUCUGUGGCAUUUUCUUGCUUUAUUUCUCUAAAAUGUCAUGAAUGACGGUUGAUGUUAUGGAAUAGUAAGAGCAAGAAACUGUAUGGUUUAUAAAUGGUGGGAAACAUGACUAAGCUGCUUCUGGACUUUUCUGGAUUGUUUUUGUUCCAGUUGUUUAUUAUUUCACACUACAUGUCUACUCUGUCUCUCUCUGACUCCCUUUUUUCGUGAACGAGAUUGAAUCUUUGAUCCCGAGAUUGAUGUUUUUUUUUUUUUUUUUUACCCCCUAACUGUAGUUGUGUUAAAUGUAAUUUAUGUUGCUGGUUUGUCUUUUUUUUUUUCUUUACAGGUAAUAUUAUGUUCAGUCUUUUCAUUGAAAUUCUUUAUAUCUCUUCAUACUUUGUAUGUUUCAGCUUCACUGUCUUUAUAUUUACAGUGCGUAUGAAAUCAUACUGUACACACAUGUGAUAGAUGCUGCUUGCUUUGGCUGUUUGAACUUCACCGCAUCACUUGUUUUAUGUGGUGGUGUGUUACAACGGACUCAUACAGAUUUGUAGUGAGUUGUUUAAGAAAUGAAUUUGCUUGUGUGUGCGCGUGUGUGCCACCCUCAUCUCCUCCCUGUCUGCCCCCACAGUGCCUGGGACACGACCCAGCGGAGCGCUAUGACCUUUAACCUGAGAGAUGUGCUCCGGGGUUCCAGACCGGACAAAACUAAUAAACACUUUUGGUUGUAUGUUUUUUAA
Messenger RNA from Carassius gibelio (silver crucian carp), 5420 nucleotides. RefSeq names its product ras-specific guanine nucleotide-releasing factor RalGPS2. Gene Ontology annotation, biological process: Ras protein signal transduction; positive regulation of GTPase activity. Lineage: Eukaryota; Metazoa; Chordata; Actinopteri; Cypriniformes; Cyprinidae. Bases 382 to 2142 code for a protein of 586 amino acids. The record is from RefSeq and is a predicted model, not a curated record. Gene Ontology annotation, molecular function: guanyl-nucleotide exchange factor activity. Gene Ontology annotation, cellular component: plasma membrane. The transcript is spliced from 21 exons.